AUGUUGCAAGCUUUGCGUGCAGGAGCAUGUUCUGAUGCACAGUGCCUCAAUCUUGUGCCACUGGCAGGAGCUCAAGAACUCAUCGGAUCAGGAUCGAAGGAGGCACACCCGAUCUGGCUCGCACAGUCUCCGCAGUACUCCUUGUCGGUACAGGGGCAGCAGGUCGUUAUACUCGAGACCGGAGGCGUGCAUCAUGGUCAUGACUGGAUUGUGCGUCCUGACGGCUUGAUCCUUUUCGCUUCAUCACCUGAUAUGGCUUUAUCUGUCGACGGGCCGCUGCAGAAUGGCAGCCAAGUCGUCCUGAAAAGACAUAGUGGAAAGCCGGAGCCCUUCAACCAGUGGCGGUGGGACGGCAGCGGGAUGCUGACGCUCGCCGACAAUCCCAGCUUCGAUUUGAACGUCAGGGACGCGCGGAUUCACAACGGUGCCAGCGUCAUCGUGUGGCAGACGCAAAAGGCCGCCAAGCACAACACCUGGGCUUCCGAGGCAGAAGGGUCUCAAGGAUCCUCUGCAAGCUUAAGUGUGAAAGUCCCCUUCUGGCUCAGAGUGGUGGGCUCACGCGGUGACCCCAACACGCUUUGGUCCUCCUUGGCCGGUGGCAUCUCCGUGCAAACGGGAUACGUGUCCUGCUCCUCCGCAAUGAAUCGAGAUACAGAUUCUUCCUGGAUGCACCCUGGCCAUGACAGUGAUGUGGGAGAGCUGAAGAAAGCUAAGGCCGUCGAGAAGCCCUUGGCGAAAGAUUCCAAGAAGACGAAUUUGGGCUUCUUAGCAGCAUCGUUAAAGAUCUCCAUGCCCGAGGGUUACUUGGCCAGCACAGAGCGAAUAGAGUUGGACAGACGAGACGCUCACUCCACGUACGCAUAUGCCAUGCUCUCGGUCUGCAACUCCUGGCACAUUGCAGAUCCGCUCUACGCGCGAGUCCACAAGGACAAGAGCCACGGCACCCAAUUCGUGGAGGAAAUUUGCGCAGGCGGCUUCAUGCUAAGGGCGUUGGAUGGGCAUGGAGGCUACCUGAGCUGCGUUCAGCAGACAUCCGAAGAUCAGAAUGAUGCCCGGUCUACCUUGCUGUAUGUCCAGAAGCAGAACCCAAAUCUGGCAGCUGUUUUCGUGGCCCAUUCCACCGAGGACGGACAGACGUCAUUUCUGGCAAAAUACGGAAAAGCCAUUCUCUGCUGUGCGCUCAUACUGGUCCUCUUCGCCGGUAUCUGGCUCGCAGUUCUGCUGGCCGGAACUUCGGAAGUCUCCGCAGACUCUCUGGCAACACCGAGACCACUACAGAUCAAUGUUCCCUACGAUUGCAAUCACCAACAAGAGAAAUACUGGAGUCAUGCCAAGAAGGCCUGGUGCUGUGAACACUACGUGCUUGGAUGUCCAACAACGACUCCCAAGUCCACCGUGGUUCCACAGGCGUCGAAUUUUGCCGGGAUUUCGUCAAGACCCCAAUCAGACGAUCAAGACUGCUAUGCGGACGUAUUGUACUGGCACAGUGCCUGGACUCUGCGCAAGCAGAACUGGUGUUGCGAAAAUCACGGCAUUGGCUGCAGGGCGUCCUUGCACAGUGACGCCUAUGACUGUGAGAUCAGCCCGGGCAGAGGGACGUCUGCAUGGUCUUAUCGGAGGCAGCUGUGGUGUUGCAUGCACUACGCCCGCGGAUGCCCAUCGCAGUACGAGGUUGGCCAUUCCAGCAAGCCGCUUUACGACUGCACGACGGGCUAUUCGGAUAGCUGGCCAGCCGAACAGAAGGCGUGGUGCUGUUAUCAUGCUGCGGUGGCAUGCCCGGACAGACCGGGGGCACGCUACAAUUGUGAUGCAGGCUAUGAGAACUGGCUUCACGGCUGGUCUCAGGCAAAGAAGGUGUGGUGCUGCUUCCAUCACGAUCGUGGCUGCGACGAUUCGGACACUACCAAGUAUGACUGCAACAAUGGCUAUGAUAACUGGGAGGUCGGCUGGUCAGGCAGCAAAAAGGAUUGGUGCUGCCAGAAUGAGCAAAAAGCUUGCUCGAAGUCUGGAGAGGAAGCCAGCGAGCAGCUGGGAUGA
Symbiodinium necroappetens is the source of this 2037-nucleotide messenger RNA. The record is from the annotation of a GenBank genome assembly. NCBI's taxonomy places the organism in Eukaryota, Dinophyceae, Suessiales, Symbiodiniaceae.